This is a messenger RNA of Cladophialophora immunda, 2880 nucleotides long. RefSeq lists its product as uncharacterized. The transcript has 5 exons. The record is from RefSeq and is a predicted model, not a curated record. Lineage: Eukaryota; Fungi; Ascomycota; Eurotiomycetes; Chaetothyriales; Herpotrichiellaceae. Bases 1060 to 2490 code for a protein of 476 amino acids.
GUCUUUUCCGAAUCUUGACCCAGUGCCUAUCGUUGGCCUCUGUUCUCGACCGCGACCGUCAGUGUGAAAUGAAAGGGGUCACAAGGGGACGUUCUUUUCUUGGUGUUGUGCCAUCAGUGAGUGUCCAGUCGAUUGCGUGAGGUCCCUGCGCUGUGAGGUUGAUUGUUUCACUCACUUCACUUUCAGCUUGUUGUGCUACUGCCUCACCCGACAAGACUUGGGCACUCUCUACCAGAUACUCCGGCUACCGUUCUCAAUACGAGUCGUCUUCUAUGCCGGACCUGAUAGACUGUCCCCUCUCAUGCCUCCACAAAGCUUCGACCUCAAGCCUAUCUGCAAGAUGGAUCGGGCUAAAGAAAAAUCCCGCACCAACCACAUCUGGCCCCUGCGGUGCCACGCGAACAGCUUAAGGUCAAGCUUCAAGCUCCUGAAACGCCAUCUCCUUCAGAUGCAGACCCUUUUCCCUGCGUGGAGGGCGGGCAGUCCGCUGUUUGUGAGGCUGGUUUGGCCUAUCGAUAGCAAACCGCGAAGUCUAUCCCACAGCCUCGACCCCAGAAAGGGGAGGCCAUGUACAUGGAUCACAGCUGGUUCCAUCCGCCCCUUGCGCUUAGAUGCCGAUCGAAAUAUUCCCAUAUCCAUGCUCCACUCGCUCAUCUGCUGUCGCUCGCUUAUCGACCUGCCGUUCCUUACCAUUGUUCUCACGACCAACACAAACAAUGCUUGCGCAGGCAUUGUAGUACCGCCUUGUCCCAGAGAUCAAUGUGAUCCGUUGUCACUCCUUUCAUCCUCACUCCCUUUGUUGUUUGUUCUUGUCGCUCCUUUGUCACGGCCGUGCCGGUCCAUCUGCUUUUCUACCACCCCUUUUGAGCUUCGACCAGUUUCGAGCCACCAAUCCUUUCAGACAAAAGAUACUCAGCGAGUACCACACGGUCCCUUCAAAGAACCCAAAUCUACACCGAGAUUUACACUCUUUGCGGAAAAGCCACUUACGCUUGACGACUCUUCUUGCUGGUCAUUAGAAGCAUUCACCUUUUUAGCAAAUCCGCAAACUUCGGCAUCAUGCCCAUCAAAUCCAUCUUCAGCAGCGCCCUCAUCGGGUUGCUUGCUACAGUUCCUCUCACAUCAGCACACACCUGGAUCGAACAGUUGAUGGUCAUCGCUCCGAAUGGGACUUUGGUAGGACAACCAGGAUUUGCCCGCGGAAAUGUCCUGCGUGGUACUCCUGGAUUCAGUGAUCCCACCAUGGUCAACCUCAUUCCACCCGAUGGGCGUCCAAUCAACCAGAUUCAGCCUUCCGACCUCAUGUGCAAAUCCUCCCAGACAUCCCAAACCCAAACCGACGGUUCUCCGAGACUGCAGGCUGCUGCCGGAGCAGGUGUUGCACUGCGCUUCCAAGAAAACGGCCAUGUUACUUUACCCGACAACCAACCCGGCAAGCCACCGAAUCGAGGCACGGUCUAUGUCUACGGAACCACUCAACCCAGCCCCGACGACUCUUUCCUCGCCAUUCACCGUGUUUGGACAGCGGAUGGCUCAGGCGGUGACGGUCGCGGUCGGCUUCUGUCCACUCGCAACUUCGAUGAUGGCCAGUGCUACCAAGUGAACGGCGGUCAGAUCUCUCAACAACGUCAACAGCAGUACAGCCAUCCUGCCGAUGAUCUGAUGGGUCAGGAUCUCUGGUGUCAACAAGAUAUCCAGAUUCCAGAUGAUGCACAGUCGGGUCAACCUUUCACCCUUUAUUGGGUUUGGGACUGGCCAACCUUGCCAGGCACUCCAGGUUUUCCCGAUGGCAAGCAAGAGAUUUACACCACUUGCAUGGACAUUGACAUCGUCGACAAUUCUGGAGUGGAUACGGUCUCCAAGGCACAAGUCGACUAUUCACAAGGUCAACCGCUUGACAAUGCUGCGGUGUCUGCUCAAAUGACCGAUCUUGCCAACCCUACCGCUGUCACAGGUUCCACCAUUGCCUUCUCUGCCUCAGCUACAGGUCCCAUUUCUGGUGGUGCAAGCGAAGCUAGUGUCUCCGCUGCCACAGCAUCCGAGACUGGUGUACCUGCUUUCCUGAGCGUUCACGUGGGUUCAACAGCUGGACCAGGCAUCGAGACCCAAACCUUCAGUGUCAUUCCUAUUGGUGUAUUCACGACCACUACAGAUGCCGCCCAGGCGCAACAGACUGGCGGCUCGGAUGGCCGGGGUGGACGUGGCGGCGACAACAAUAACAACCAACCUCAAGUGACAGCAACUCCAAAUGCUGCCGGCAACGUUGUCGUGGCGACUUUCACUGAGUAUGAAUCUGUUACCGAAACCGUCUUCCAGACUGUAUACCAGACACGGUAUACCAAGCGAAGUGCAGAUCCUGCGCCGACGCCUGCACCCGCUCCAACAGUUUCUACAGACCACUCCGCGUUUCGGCUCAGGGCCCGAAACCCAUUCGUUUGGCUAGGCUGGUCCGCGCAGAAGGCAGAAGUGACCCAGAGUCCUUCCUCAUGACGUGAACGAUGAUCCUUCUUGCAAGCUGGACUUCAACAUGAAAAAAAGGACUGUACAUUACCGGACCGCAUCAGCAUGGACAGGAAAGGAAGAGCCGGGCUCCUCUUUGCUUUUUGGCCUUUUAACGACUCAGCGGAAGAGAAAAAAAAUGAAGGGUCAUCCACGGUACCCAUUGCAGACAAAGCUAGAAACUUACUUAUCCUGCUACUCAGAGCAGGGCACAACAAACCCGCCGGGUGUGGGGGUUUGGGAAUGAGCGUUACGAUGAUCCUCGUGUGUUCACACACUCAUCAUGAUCUUCUGCAUGUUGCAUCCGUUCUAUGCAAUUGCCCAUGUACUUACAUAUGAACGCACAUGACACAUAUCACAAAUUACAUGCCACAUUGCCAC